Molecule: messenger RNA, 1218 nt
Organism: Syzygium oleosum
Lineage: Eukaryota; Viridiplantae; Streptophyta; Magnoliopsida; Myrtales; Myrtaceae
Product: GATA transcription factor 19-like
Exons: 2
Coding region: 72-890 (272 amino acids)
Biological process (GO): regulation of DNA-templated transcription; flower development
Molecular function (GO): zinc ion binding; sequence-specific DNA binding; DNA-binding transcription factor activity
Source: RefSeq, a predicted model, not a curated record
GACACACGGGGCACAGAGAGAUAGAGAUACUGAGAAAGAGAGAGAGGGAGAGAGGGAGAGGCUGGAGAUAGAUGAUGCAUAGGUGUAGCAGAGAGCCGUGCCCGUGUGGCCCGUUCGGGAACCAGGGCGCUUCCUCCUUCUCCAUGCUCUUCUCCAAGCCCUUCGACGAGAACGACCUCUACUACUCGUCGUCCUCCUCCCCACCUUCCUCCUCCUCCUCCUCCGUCGACUGCACCCUCUCCCUCGGCACCCCCUCCACCCGCCUCGUCGUCCCCGAGGACGCCCCCGACGAUCACUACAGACGGGGCGGGGGCGGCGGCGGCGGCGGCGGGAGCGGCGCCCGCCCAGAGCAGCACCGGCGCUCGACCGUGUCCAACUUCUGCUGGGACGUGUUCCAGCCCAAGCACGCCCCGCACGGCAAGGCCAGCCGCGGUGGAAACGGCGGCGGUAAUCAGUCGGCGGCGGCGGCGGCGGCGAGCGAUCCCCUUCUCGCUCGCCGCUGCGCCAACUGCGACACCACCUCCACUCCGCUUUGGCGCAACGGUCCGCGUGGCCCAAAGUCGCUAUGCAAUGCCUGCGGAAUCCGGUUCAAGAAGGAGGAGAGGAGAGCGACGGCUGCCGCGGCCUCCGGCGGAGGAGGAGUCGCGGAAGCGCAGCACGUGUACGGCCACCAGUGGGUCCAUCAGGCGCAGGCGGCGUCGCAGAAGGUGCCCUCUUGCUUCUCGCCGGCGGCGAUAUCGGGCCACCACCACCACCACCACGAGUUCCGCUUCAUGGAGGACGACGUCGUCGCGUCGGCGCGGGACUCCUCCGACGGCGGGAUCUCCUUCCUCUCGUGGCGCCUCAACGUCACGGACAGGCCCAGUCUCGUCCACGACUUCACAAGAUGAAGAAACGCACGAAGAAGAAGAAGAAGAAGAAGAAGAAAGAUGGAUAAAAGAGUCGAGAUCACAUCGCCCCCCCCCCCCCCCCCCCAGUCCUUUUCCAUAUAAAAUAUUAACAUAUGUAUCACGACGUUGAUGUUUUGAAGCUUGUUGAUGAUGGCGAUAGUUAUGGUCGUGGUCCAAUUCUUUUCUUUUUUUUUGUUCCCUUCCUCUGUUUUCCUUUUUUUUUUAAUAUUAUAUUUUUCUUUUCAACUUUUCCAGCUGUUUCCUUUUCUUCUCUUGCCCAGAUGGAGUCCCCAAAUGGGAUAAAUUCCUAUUUUCUUGUUCUUGAUUA